Messenger RNA from Musca domestica (house fly), 819 nucleotides. RefSeq lists its product as uncharacterized. The transcript has 2 exons. The record is from RefSeq and is a predicted model, not a curated record. The coding region runs from base 1 to 819 and encodes 272 amino acids. NCBI's taxonomy places the organism in Eukaryota, Metazoa, Arthropoda, Insecta, Diptera, Muscidae.
AUGUUCUGGGAACAAGAAGAACUUUUGGAUAUAAAACCGCAAACUAAUGAAGAAGAACUCUGCGAGAAAUUGUUUGCUGAUACACACUCACGUGAUGAAACUGGUCGAUACACGGUCCACCUUCCAUUCAAAAGGUUACUACAAGGUCAAGAGCUACCUACAUUUACCCACACGGACUAUAACGCAAUGAAACGAUUGAAGCAGUUGGAAUCAUCGUUUCAACAGAAAAUCCAAUUUGCCGAUGAAUACCGAAAGUUUAUGUUGGAAUACGAAACACUUCAGCACAUGGUUAAGCUUGGUGAGUAUCCUCACUCAAUACCACACAAUGCAUAUUUCUUUCCACAUCACGGUGUACUCAGAGAGAGUAGUACAACAACUAAACUUCGUGUUGUUUUUGAUGGUGGAAAUCGGAGACCACCACAAACUUCGAUAAAUGACGAAUUAUCAGCUGGUCCUGCUUUACAAAAUGAUUUGUCUACAAUCAUCAUACGAUGGCGAAGACAUUGCAUUGGGUUUACUGCCGAUUUGGAGAAGAUGUUUAGGCAAAUAAAUGUCUGUCCAGAACAUCAGCCAUUCCAAUGUAUUCUCUGGAGAGAUGCCACUGGAAAAAUUUGUGUUUACACUCUUCGAACAGUCACCUAUGAUGAAGAAACACGCUUUCCAGAAGCCAGUCAAAUUCUACGCGAAGAUACAUAUGUCGAUGACGUCAUAUCUGGGACGGGACAAUCCACACGAAGCUUUACAGCUACAAAAUCAGCUUUCGAAUCUAUUGAAAUCAGGAGGCUUUCAUUUAAGGAAAUGGAAUUCGAAUUGCCCUGA